Molecule: messenger RNA, 1350 nt
Organism: Exserohilum turcica Et28A
Lineage: Eukaryota; Fungi; Ascomycota; Dothideomycetes; Pleosporales; Pleosporaceae
Product: carbohydrate-binding module family 50 protein
Exons: 3
Coding region: 1-1350 (449 amino acids)
Source: RefSeq, a predicted model, not a curated record
AUGUUGGCCAACACACUCCUUUUUGCGACUUUUGCAUCUACUUUGUUAAGCUCGUCUUUGGCUUCGACGUCGAAGAGAGACGAGGAGCCUCUUCUUCCGUACGACCCGAACACAACCAAGUACUGCACUUGGUGGUUUGAGAACGAUGGUUCGGUGGCCUGUACCGACAUGCCUGCUACGUGGGCCAUAUCGCUAGCAGACUUUAGGCGAUGGAAUCCGUCCAUCACUGCAUCAUGCGGCAACUUUGAGACUGGAAAGUCAUACUGCGUCGAAGCUUUCAACGAGCCCGAGCCGGUCCCUGCCUCGAGCACUGUGGUUCCUAGCUCUUCUACCCCUACGCCCACCAACUCUGGAGCGCCAGGUCCUACACAGCCGGGCACAGUUGAGAAUUGUAAUCGGUGGGACUUUGUGAACGCGGGCGAGGAUUGCAACACCUUUAUCAAAAAGUAUCCUGGCCUGACGCUGAGUGAUUUGAAGAAGUGGAACACUGGUAUCGGUGACCAAUGCCAGACGCUCUGGGGCGGUGUCUAUGUCUGCACCAGCGUACCUGGAUGGACGCCAACCACUCCAUCUUCUUCCACCAAGGCAUCCUCGACUGUCCCAACUCCCAUCAACGGCAUUCAGACUCCUACGCCCAUCCAGCCUGGCAUGGUCAACAACUGCGAUGCCUUUUACUUUGUCAAGGAGGGAGAUUACUGUGCUACGAUUGCACAGAAGAACGCGAUUAGCCUUUCCCAAUUCUACCCAUGGAACCCCAAUGUUGGCACCGACUGUGGAGGACUCUGGCUCGACGUCUAUGUCUGUGUGUCUAUUAUUGGACACAGCCCCGCGACGACGACUGCUCCUCCCAGCACCACGGUGAAGCCGACUCCUACCAAUGGCAUUGCAACGCCGACGCCCAUCCAGCCGGGCAUGGUGAACAACUGCGACGCCUUCCACCUGGUCAAGAGCGGCGAUGUGUGCGCCAACAUUGUGCAGCGCUAUGGCAUCAGCUUGUCUCAGUUCUACAAGUGGAACCCGGCGGUAGGGUCCAGCUGCUCGUCGCUCUGGCUCGACACGUACGUGUGCGUGAGCAUCGUGGGAGUGAACCCUGUCACUACAACGAUGAAGACGUCGGUGGUGCCCACGACGACCAAGACGGGAAACGGAGUAGCGACGCCGACGCCGAUUCAAAAUGGCAUGACGAAUAGCUGCAAGAGCUUCCGCUUUGUCCGGAGUGGGGACACGUGCGCUUCGAUUGCACAAGCAGCGGGCAUCUCGCUGGCUAACUUCUAUCGCUGGAACACUGGAGUGGGCUCGAGCUGCCAGUCACUGUGGCUCGAUACGUAUGUUUGUGUUGCUAUUCUGUAG